CGACAUUCAUUCAUUAAAACAUCGGCCACCGAUCAAGAGUAAUUCACUUCAGUUCAGAAAGCAUAAAUCGCGUCCAACUCGUUGCCUGGAUAUUUGACGUCGUCUAGCAAACCAACUAACCAUCUGAGAAAGUGAACUUUAUACUUUGAUUUUUUUUGCACAACAGUGGCGUUAAAUCAUAAAAAGAAACAAAUUAAACAAAUAAUAACAAUUAUAAAAAAGAAUAAUAACAACAAUAAAAAUUAAUAACAAAUUAUGGGAAUUAUUGUGAUUAUAUGACCAUUUAAUUAAUUUACUACACGGUUAUAAAUAUGUGUGUUUGAGUGUCUUUUCAAAAAAAAAAAAAAAAAUAGACACAUAAAUUGAAACAUAAUAACGCAGUUUAAAAAAAAAAACUAAUAAAAACCACUUGAAUUCAAAGUGAUAAAGAAUACCAAAUACAAAAAUUAUAUAUAUGAAAAAAGUGCAAGUUUAGUGGGGUCCUGACCUGAUUUUUUUGAAACGGAUUUAACGGAUUUAUAUUUCUUGGAAUUGAGAAAAACCACUUGAAUGUUGAGAGCUAUGAAUAAAAAUUAAUUUGCAGAUUACGUCCAUGAUUAACCCGAAGACAAUGCAGUAACGUAAAAGAAAGAAAUCCAAAAAAGGAAACUUUCAAACAACAACUAACCCAUCACAAAAUCAAUAUUCAACAAUCAAAGAAAAAAGCAAAAAACUCUAUGUUUUGUAAAAUAUCAAGGACUAAAGAACGAUUUUUAAUGCUUCCUAAGAGAUAGUAUCUAAAGUGUCAAAUUAUAAAAACUAGCAUUGCACCAACUUAGAUAGCGAAAUAAAAUAGAAAAACAAUUCAAAUUCAAACAACUCGAAAAUUCUCCAAUAUUUGUGAAAACAACUGCCAAUAAUCUUCUAGGUCUUCUAAUAAAUAAUAAAACAACAAAGAAAUUCAAUAAAAUGGCUAAAUAUUUUAUAGCAUUUGUGUUGCUGGCUUUUUUGGCCAUGGAAAAUAAUAACAUUUACAAUCGCCUUCAUGCCAAGUCUCAGCCUAGUGGAGGUUCGAACGCUGUAACACAUUUUAUGCGUCAACAUCAUCAGUAUCGUAAUCACGUCCAGGGUGCACAAAAUCAUCAUCCCACCCACGACCAGCAUCAGACCCAUCAUGCCCGCAAACAUGUCAAGCAACAUCAACACCACAACAUAGGCAGCAGUGAAGAGGAAGAGAGUUCCAGGCGUUACGAACAACGUUUUAAACGCCACAUGCAACUGCAGAUCGAACAUCGUCGCCAAAUUGAAAACAGUUUACAGCAAAGGACAGUUUUUCGUGAAAAUGCACCGAAAAAUAUACCACGCUUGUGGCAACAUUUGUCCAUGGUGUAUGAUGACUAUAGCAGCAGCAGUGAGGAGCGUAUGUUUGGUGAUGCACCCGCAAAAAACAGUGUUGAAUAUGAAUAUCCUGAUGUCCCCGUCCGUGCGGAGGAAGAUAAUGAGGAUGAUGAAAAGCCAAAGAAAAGUGCAAAUCAUAACAGUGAAUCCAAUGGUAAAUCAGUUGACAUCCAUUGUCCAAAAUGUGAAAAUAGUCAUAAAAACGAGGAGGAAGAGGAACUUGUUACGGAGGAGGAGCUAACACGCUUACGCAUUGAGUUUGUUAAGCAGCAGAUCUUGGAUAAAUUAAGACUCAAAGAAAGGCCACAUGUGCCGGCGGUAAAUUUGCCCAAACCGAUUCUGGAGGGUAGAACAAUACAGCAAGAAGAUGAGGAAUCAUCGAAAAAGGAUUUAGAUGAUUAUUAUGCGCGUACAAGUAAAAAAGUCAUAUUCUUAGAUGUUGAACAAGAAUUAUGCAAUAAAUUGGAUGCGCAACCAUCUAUGUGUUUUUCCUUUAAACUGGAUGAUGCCGAUGCAGAUAGCUAUGAUGUUAGCACAGCCGUUUUAUGGUUAUUUAAGACAAGACAUCCAUUUUCGACCAACAACCGCAACAUAACAUCGGAAAAUCAGCAGAAAAUUGUAGUGUCAGAAGUACAACAAGAUACCACCACGAAUCGGAUACCAUCCGUGAAAACAAUAGCCGUUCAGUCCAUUGAUGUUCAAGAUGAAUGGAUGAAAAUCGACAUAGAAUGGCCCAUAAAACGUUGGUAUGGCAAACAUGAUCUCAGCCAUUUAAUACAAAUCACAUGCCAGUCAUGUGAUAUGGCCGCUAUGGAGCAUAUAAUUUCCACGGAUAUGGAUUAUCGACCCUUCAUCAUUGUCAAUACGCAGAGUCGGCGAAGGCAGACGCGCCAAAAGCGUACCAUCAAUUGUACGCACGGCGUCACAGAAUGUUGUCGGGAGAAGUUGUAUAUAUCAUUCGAAGAGAUUGGCUGGAGUGAUUGGAUUAUUGAGCCAAAGGGCUAUGAUGCAUAUUUUUGUCGAGGCUCUUGCAAUAGAUUAGCCAGUGUGGCGAGUUCAUCAUCACUGCACAGUUCAUUUGUACAGAAAGUGCUAAACAAACCUGGCCAUAGAAACCGGAAUCUUGAGCUGGUUCCUUGUUGUACAGCCAAAACCUACUCGUCACUACAGUUAUUGUAUUUGGAAAAUAACUCCACGGGAAUUGUGAAAAAAUUUCCCAAUAUGAUUGUUGAAUCCUGUGGUUGCAGAUAGUAAUAACUUACCGAUAAAAAUAAAUCCGUCUUCCUCCGUCCCUUCACACCAGAACCAGAAGCCAUUUGCAUAAUUACUUUGUUUUCAUUCCUUUCACACGCCCACACCACAAAAAUAUCAAAAACAAUAUCGAACAAAAUUAUCUCCACUUUACAAAUGUACAAUAUCAUUUAUUUAUAAUUUAUAUCAUCCAUCCACGCAUGCCCACACCAAAAAGUUUCCAUAAUUCGAACACUGCCUUUUUGACUUUAAGAAUGCAAAAUUUGCUAUGUAUGGUUUUCAUUAUAAGAUACAAUAUAGAAAAAUUUCCAAAUCGUAACUGCUAAUAUAUGUUUUAGGUUUUGAAUCGUGUUGUGAAAUUAAAUCAUCAAAGAAAGAAACUAAAGGUUAUUUUUUGAAUUUUCCUCUAUGGAACUACAUUUGUUUAUUAUUUUUGCACCUUUGGUAACUAAAUAAGUAUAUUUUAAUUAUUUAUGCUAAGACAAAAUUUUAUAAAUGUAGUUCACAUUUUGGGUAAAAUUCCAAUAAUUGGAAACUAUGAAAAUUAAGUGCUUUCUUUUUUCCAUAAAAAAUCUUAUAAUGUUAAAUCAUAUAAUUCUUAAGGUUUUUUUUAGGUUAGAAGAUUAAAUUCCAUUUGCAACAUGUCCAAUCAAAGCAAUUUAAUAAACAAUUCAUAAUUAAAGUUUAUCGACAAAAUUGUAAUAAUUAAACUUAAAUGAUCUGUAAAGAAGCUAUAAGGACAUGUUCAUAAGGUGGAUCAAUGUCCUCGCUUAGUUUUAAAUAAGCAAGCAUAACAAAAAACCCCCAUUUUUAUAGAUUUCGUAUUUAAGUUAUUUUGUACUUAAGUGUUAUCAUUUGUUUCCAUGUAAACUAUUCUGUAAAUUAUUCAAAUAAAAUUUAUUCUACAUAGGCCAUUAUUUAUAUUAUGUAACAUAAUAAUUGUUGUAAAUAAUAGUGUGAUAUUUUUUUUCUGUAUUUAUAUGUAUGUACAUAUUUUGUAAAUAAUUGUAAGUAGAUAAUUUUAUAACAAUAUUUUCUUAAGUUAUAUUAAGGAGAUUUGAAUAAAGAAGAAGAAAAAAUAAAACUGAACUCAAUGAUAAUUUAAUAAA
This is a messenger RNA of Musca domestica (house fly), 3737 nucleotides long. It is a transcript of the gene daw, whose product is annotated as growth/differentiation factor 8. Gene Ontology annotation, biological process: SMAD protein signal transduction. Gene Ontology annotation, cellular component: extracellular region. The coding region runs from base 949 to 2628 and encodes 559 amino acids. The transcript is spliced from 5 exons. Gene Ontology annotation, molecular function: growth factor activity; cytokine activity. The record is from RefSeq and is a predicted model, not a curated record. NCBI's taxonomy places the organism in Eukaryota, Metazoa, Arthropoda, Insecta, Diptera, Muscidae.